Molecule: messenger RNA, 5067 nt
Organism: Symbiodinium sp. CCMP2592
Lineage: Eukaryota; Dinophyceae; Suessiales; Symbiodiniaceae
Source: the annotation of a GenBank genome assembly
AUGCCGGGCCUUUUCACCCAGCUCCAGGUCGAGAUGUGUGACCAGGCCCUGCGCCCUGCCUCGCCAGUUGAGCGUGACCUCGUUGAGUUUGCUUCUAAGGUGGAGGAUGCUAUCUCGCCGGGUUCCUCGGAGGAGUGGUUUUUAGAGCAUGCCCUGGAUGCCAUCCACGAUGACACACCCUCCCCCGCGAAGUGGCACCUCCUCAAGCAGAUGGCUCAGGUUCUCUCCUUGCAGCACAACACCCCUCACAACCCUGCCUCCCUCAGACUCCUCACCGCCAACGUCACUCACUGGAGGCCUGAGGUUCGUGAUUGGGCCUUUUCCCUUGACGCCCAGGGGGUUUUGCUCCAGGAGCUCCACCUCACUGCUGACGCUGCGCAUGAGGCCACAAUCGCCGCCUCCAAAAGUGGGCUUCGCCUCUUCACUUCGCCACCUUUUCUUAGCGAGAAGAAGCGGCCCCUGGGAGGUUUUGGCGUUCUAGUCCGCUCUUUCCUCAACCCUCGUCACGUCCUCACCCACACCGUUGAGGGCUGUGGUUUUCUCGCAGUUUCGCUUCGGUGUUCGGGGUUCGAGCUCACCCUGAUCUCAGUUUACCUUCAGUCCGGGACGGGUUUCAACUCCCCUGUCAACGCCGAUGUCCUAGCCCGCCUUCUAGCCUUUCUUCCCUCCCUUCGGGGAGUGUGGCUUGUUGCCGGCGACUGGAACAACCCCAUCCAAGACCUCCUCGCCACUAGGCUCGAGGAAGUUACCCAUGGGAAGUUCCUGGGCACCGGGGCCCCCACCGCUGCAACGGACCGGGAAAUCGACUACCUGCUUGUCUCGUCUCCGGCUGUUGCUUCCCUGACCUUGGCUCAGGACUGGGUCGUCCCCUUCAAGCCUCACUGUGCCCUACGGGUUACUCUUCAGCUCAGCUCCUUGCAGCUUCCCUACCCGCAGCUCGCUACCUUCUGUGAGGUCUUCCCCGACCCUUUGCCUUUUCAGCCGUCGGUCCCGCGUCCCACGCCAGUCGCUGAAGUUAAUCUUCUUGGCCUCACUUCUGCUGACCAGCUCACCCUUGACUUCGCUGAGCUGAGCUCCUUCCUUGAAGCUUCUCACGGUUUCCCCGACCGCGGGCGCGGGGCCUUUGUCCCCAUUCUUCACAAGCCCCUCGUUCAAGGCCACUCGGUUGCUUUUGCUUGGAAGGGCCAGCUCCCUUCCUUGGUGUCUGCCGUGCUCCACUUGCUUGAUCGGCCUGAGGUUUUGAAGCCCUUUUUGUGGUCCUCCUUAGACACUUCCCUCCCCUCUGAGGUUCGGGCCUUUUGUGACCGGGCGCGGGACGACUCGGCCACUCCUGCCAACCUCCGUGUGGAGGGCACUGCUCUCCUCGGCCAGCUUCGGCGGGAGCAAAUCGCCCGGCAGGCUGACCAGUACGGUGAGUGGCUGGAGGAAGCUUCCGGCUCACACCUUGGGCCGCUUUUUUGCGCCAUCAAGUCUCAUGAGCAGGUGCUUGACCGGCCCUACCAGGACUGUGAUGGGCUCCGUCGCGCCUUUGAGAGGCAUGAACACUGGGCCCGCGUAUGGCACGCUUCGGUCUUUCCUCAGCCCUUUUCGCACCCUCUCCUCGCGGAGCUCCGCUCGAGGGCCGUCUCUCACGCCGGCACUCUUGCUCCACUGACCGUCCCCAACCUUCAAAAGCUUUUCAAAAAAGCGGGGAAGAAGAAAGGUGGCCCAGACGGAUGGAGCUACCCAGCCCUCCGUGCACUGGACCCGGCGGCUCUUCAGCUCGUCGCCGACUUCCUCGCCCGUGCGGAGGCUGAGGUGCUUCUGCCUUUCCAGCUCACCUGCGUCCAGGUCGCUCUUCUCCCGAAGUCGGCCGACAAGGAGCGCCCCAUAAGUCUUCUACCCUGUCUGUGGAGAUUGUGGGCACGAGCCAGGUGGCAGGACGUCUCGGCUUGGACGUCGGCUUACGCCCCCGCCCACCCGUGGGACCGGGCGGUUCCAGGCCAGGCAAGCCUGGACACGGCGCUGGCCCGCCUUGUCAGAUCAGAGCAUUCAAAGCUCGAGAAGACUCACAUUGUGUCGCUCUUCCUCGACUUGCGAGGUUUCUUCGACUCUGUGAGCUACGAGCGCCUUCUCCUCCAAGGGCUCGCUCACAGUUUCCCUCCUCUUCACCUCUGGUUCGCCCUCCAGGUCUACCAGGGUCCUCGCUGUCUCGUUGCCGACUCGAUCGCUGCCACGCCGCUCUUUCCCGGCCGGGGCGUACCCCAGGGCUGCCCUCUCGCACCCUCGCUUUCCAAACUUACCAUGUCUGAGCCACUCCAGAAGGUUUCUUCCCUUCCCUUCGUCACCAACACAGACUUAUGGUUGGACGACGUGAGUUUAGACGUGGUGGGUUCCGACCCUGUCGAGGUCGCUUCCUCUGCGCUUCAGGCCUACCGGGUCCUUCAUGCCUCCCUCGGCCUUGAGGGCCUUGAGGUUGAGACCACAAAGACCAAGUUCGUUGCUGGUACGGUCCGCGCCCGCGCCGCGCUUCAGCAGUUGCGGCGCCCCGGCGAGCCCGAUACCGCCGACCUGGUCAAGGACCUCGGGCUCGACUGUGCUGCAGGCCGGCGACGGCGCAUCACCACAGCCCAAAAACGCUUCCGCACCGGCCUUGGGCGUGUCCGUCACAUGCGCCGUCUUCGCAUCCGCCGCAGGUGGGUUCGGGGCCGGCUGCUCCAAGCCUCCGCCCUCAAGGCGGGCCUUUAUGGCCACCAGGCUGUUGGGGUUGCCCCUAAGCGCCUCAAGGUUUUGCGCUCGGCUGUUGCGCGUGAAGCUGGCCGUUUUGAGCAUGGCUCUGCUGAUGUCAUCCUAGACCUCAUGUCCCACAAGGCCGUGUUGACCCACACCAGCGUGCGGUUACUCACACGCACCUGGGCCUCCUCAUGGUCCAGACAGGCCUCUGCCAAGCAUGGGUGGAAAAUCGUGAACGGCCCAGUGUCCGCGCUCAUCCAGUACUUGCUUGAUUUGCGAGUGUCCGCUCCCACCCCUGAAGUCUGGACACACCGCGAGGCUACCUUUCACUUCCGCUUCCGUGAGCCAGGAGCGGUUUUUGAGGCCUCCGCCUUCCUCAAGCAGGUUAUCCAGCUUGAGCGCUGGACUCGUAUCGGCGCGAUCUCCACCGCCGCCGGCGCCGCCACAGGCAUUGAUUGGACCGUGCCGCGCCGCCUUUUGGCCAGUCCUCGGACGAAGUCCUGGCGGCACGGCCUUAGGGCCGUCUUUCAAGGCGCCCUCCUUCACUCGGGCAAUGGAGGGAAGGAUCAAUGCAAAUUCUGUGGUGCGCCCAACACCCUGCACCACCUCCUUUACGAGUGUGAGAAGGUCCCCGGCGCCCUCAUGCCCGCGGGCUGGCUGCUGUCUUAUAAGCGGCGCCACCCCGCCGAGUGCCUCUGGCUGCGGGGGAUGCGGCCCCUAAACACCCGCGAGCCCCUCGCCCAUGAGGCUGAGGUCCGCCGCACUGGCCUCUUCCUUGACGGCUCCCCAGACUUGACGGGGCUUUUCGUCGCUACUGACGCUUCGGGAGGCCCUGCCACCAAAGACAGUCGCCUCCGCUCUGUCGGCUGGGCUGUUAUAGUCGCUAGCAGACACAAUGGCGACUUCACUGUCCUAGGUACCAUGUCGGGGCUUUUGCCGGCCCCUGCCUCCGUUCCGGAAGGCGAAAGCGAGGCCAUCGCGCAGGCCCUCCUCUCCUCGCGGGGCACUUUUGACCUCACUUGCGACUGCCAGCCCGCUCUUCGGAGCCUUCAGGGGCCCUUUACCAAGCGCACCUCGCUUGUGUGGUCUAAGGCGUGGGACUACAGACACAGAGCCGAACCUCACUGGGUCCGCUCCCACCUCAGUCCCUCGGACUUCUGUCUUGAGUUUGGGGCUGACGCCUUGUGGCGUCGUGAGCUCAACUCCCUUGCAGAUAAGCUCGCCAAGGAUCGUGCUGAAGAGGUUCAGACUUCUCACCGCCUCGCUGCCCAAAAGGAGGUUGAUCGUGUCACCUCCCUCGUCUGCGAGUAUUUGGGCCGCCGAGCUGCUGCCAUACUGGCCAAGGCCGAAAAAGAGGACUUCGUCCCGCGGAAGAACCGCCUCCACUCCGCACUUGAGCCUUCCGCUUCUCCCUCGCCCAACAAGAGGCAGAGGUUGCAGACCUUGCUCGACGUACCCCCUCUUCCGGGUGGGCACGUCUGGUCCCGCACCUCUAAGGAGAAGAGUUUCAACAUGUGUGUCAAGUGCUCUGAGUGCUCCUUGUGCAUCUACCAAGUUGACACACCGGAAACCUUUGAACGCCUCAUCACCUUUCCGUGCCGAACGGCUGCGGUUCCGUGCCCCUUCGCUGCUCACCCUUCGCACACUCUUGUGCGCCAGGGGCCGUCCUGGAAGUGCAGCCAGUGCCACGGCCACGUGACCCUUCGGAUGGGCGCCGCGCCGAAAAAGCUCGUAGAGCGCUUUGACCAGACAGGUAUCUGGCAUAGCACUAGCUCCCUGUCCAGACGCAAGCAGCGGCCGGAUAAGGCAGCGCGCGCUAAGGCCAAAGCGCGCCAGGUGCAGGACCGCGAGAGAGUCUGGGAGCACCCACCUCCCGCUCCCUCACCUGCUCCUCGCCGAAGGGCUGAAGCUGACGAUGAUGACCAGCUUUUUACCUGGUCACGCCGCGUGACGAACCGGACGACGGCCAAGUCGUCCAGCUCUGCCGGCCCCUCGCCCCCUGUGGCUGAGGUUGCGAUGGAGGAAGAGCCUGGUCCGCCGGUGAGCUCUCACCCCCGCAGCCGCGGCCCUCCUGCUCCGGCGGAGGUCGUCACCUCGGCCCUGGGCUUUUCUCAGCAGCGGGCUGCGGGCCCGCCGCCACAACGCCGGGAGCUUCGGCUUGCUUUUAACUUCCACUGCUUCCUGUGUGGGUACAGCAACGAGAACCCCUUGGAGAUGGGCUCUCACCUGGGAAGCUGGCACACCUCUGGCUCCUUCCUCGCCUUGGCUGAGGUUCGACCCUGCAGCGGUGCCUGGGAGUGCCCAGAGCAACCCUCGGCUUCCUUCCUCACCAGUCCGGCUGAGGUUCGAUCCUGA